Messenger RNA from Toxoplasma gondii ME49, 3318 nucleotides. RefSeq lists its product as hypothetical. The record is from RefSeq and is a predicted model, not a curated record. The coding region runs from base 2375 to 2881 and encodes 168 amino acids. The transcript is spliced from 2 exons. Lineage: Eukaryota; Apicomplexa; Conoidasida; Eucoccidiorida; Sarcocystidae.
CUUUGCGUCGUUUGAGUGACGCAGAGAGACGGAGAGAAGAGCAUUCGACAGAGAGCGACGCGGGAGCGCCGCUGGAAAACGCGUUGCCUGAAACAGCGAACGAGUUUUCUUUCGCUGCAGAUGCGUUGCCGCGCCUCAGAGACGCACAGCGAAGGCAGACCAGCCAGUCGACGAGAAACAAGCGUUUUUUUCUCUUCUGCGUUGACACUCGGGAGAGCGCUCGAUCCAACAAAGAGAGAAAUGUGGAGAAGGAAGAUAAGAACAGAGAGAAAGAAGAUACGAACAGAGAGAAGGAAGAUAAGAACAGAGAGAAGGAAGAUAAGAACAGAGAGAAGGAAGAUAAGAACAGAGAGAAGGAAGAUACGAAAAGAGAGAAGGAAGAUAGAAAGGAAGAGGAAGAAAUAAGUAUUUGGGGGAGAGAUGAGGAGGGGAAAAAUCACAUUACGUAUCAUCCUGUUGGCGCCUGGUCUCUCUGCUCUGGCGGGGGCGUUGGGAGUCUCUUGACGUUUCCAGGUGGAACGACGCAAAAAGCGGCGACUUUGCCUGCUUCGCGAGCGUCUCUCUUCCCCGCAACCGAGGAAGCAUCUUUUCUCUCCACAGACACCAGCCUUUCUUUCCUCUCACCUCGCGUUUCUUCCUCAUCUUGUUCUUCUCUCCCGUCCUCUUCUCUCUCCUGUUCUUCUUCUCCUUCUUCUUCUGGGGAUGCGCCGGGAGACCCGCGCGGGGGGCGUGUAGGACUCGGAGUACUGGAAGGCAUGCAGUCACAGACUGAUGGAGGCUCCUCCCUGGGAGAGAAAAGGAGACUCGGGGAUCGUUCGGAGACCCGCCUGCCUCCGGCUGCAGGCGUCGCCAACGCCGCAAAUCUCCUCCCUCCCCUCCUCCCGCCUUUAACUUGUUCCUCGCCUCUGCCUCCGCGACAUGCCGCCGUUGCCUGCGCCUCCCUGCCGGCCGUCUCCAACCUAAAUGGCGAUCUGAUACCCUCCCGCUCUUCUUCGCUGCGUCUCCCUUGUCGGAUUCCAUCCUUUUCUUCCUCCCGAUGAUCCUCGCUUUUUCGUCUCCUCAGUGAUCCUCUCUUCUUCAUCUUCUCCGCGUUCGCCUUCUGCUUCGCCUUCUCUUCCUUCUUCUGCUUCGCCUUCUCUUCCUUCUUCUCUUUCACCUUCUCUUCCUUGAGGGAUAUCUGCUUCGCGAUGUCGUGCUGUAGAGGGCGUCGGUUCGUGACGUUUUCUCUUUCGGCGCGGCGAUGUCGGCGAAGCUCGGCAGUUCGGAUGGCGCGCGAAGAGGGAGGAACGAGAAGACGCGAAAUGCGUCUCCGCGAUGAGACACAGCACUCGAGAAAAGCGGGGAGUCUCUUUGAAGAAGUUAAAGAGAAAGCCACAGCCCGGUCGAGAGAAGAGGACCAGGAAAUCUGAAAGAAAUGGGGAAAGAAGAUAUCUCAGAGCAGUCAGAGGAGACGAAGGGGAUUCCAAAAAAGGGGGACUUCUCAACUCUUUGCGGGGCUUCAGACACAGGGCACAAGCCAGGUUUCCUCCGUGGUUUGUGUUCACCCUGAUGGCGCAUGCGUUCCAGAAGCGUUCCGGGUGUUCGAUUUCUCCGGGGAUUUGUGAAGUAAAACCUAUCAGAAGUUUCAUGCAGAGGAGUGAACCUGAGCAUGUCCUCUUGUCCGGUGAAGCAGUUGCGCGUCCGCAUCUCUGUCAGUCUCCUGCAACAUGGAGAAACAGACGCGAAAGUGAGGCGUCUGGCCUGCAGUGACAGAACGCGUAAACGAACUCUCCUGUGGGGCUUGGGUACGUCUUUCGACGCCUCCGAAUUGCCCUCUCUCGCGAGCGGUCGAAGUUCAGAGACAUGGCUGAAGAAGUCUGCAGUCGUUUCAAGAGAAAUCUAAACCUUUUCCUUGAGCUAGGUAGUUGCGUCGAAAACGCGCCGCAGGACGCCUUGACAGAAACCACACUCAGCUGUUCAAAGGAUAAAUGGCCAACUUUGUUUCGGCCUAGACACAUUCCACAGGCGAAAAGCUCCUCCGCCUCUUUGCUGCGACUCCCUAAAAACGCAGGAAACCGACAAACAAGAAAAAACGAACAACGAGAACACACAGACACUGCUGGACUCGAACAGGCCCCUGUCUCUAUUGCUUCCCUUCAUCCACACAUAUAAAUAUAUAUAUAUAUAUAUAUAUAUAUAUAUGAGUAUGCGGACAUGAGCAUGCAUCUACUAUAUAUGUGUGUAUAGCUAUAUAUAUAUGAAUAUUUUAAAAAGCCAGGUGUAUAGCGAUCCUUUUCUGUAUCCAUAUAUGUAUAUAUACAUAUAUAUACAUAUAUAUAUAUAUAUGCGUAUGUAUGCAUGCACAAUCUAUUUUUACAUAUCUGUAUGUAUUUAAAUGUAUGUAUGUAUGCAUCCGUGUGGGGAGUGUGCGGCGUUGCGUCUGGAUAUGUUUGUAUGUUUUCUGAGCCAAGGUGUAAUCGGUUCAGGUCUACAUAUAUGUGGCUGUCCCCAUUUGUGCAGCAGAGAGUGUACAUGUAAAGGGGGGGGGGCCUGCGAGGGAGACGAAUCGUUUUUUAUGUGUUGUUUUUCGUCAAAAGAAGACUUGAGUCACUCUUUAGAGAAAGCAGACUCUGGCGUUUUGAAGAAACGAACAAUCCUUUUCGAGACGGUGUCAUCGCACCUCCACGGAUGCAGAGACGCAACUGUCUCAUUUUCUGCGUUUCGAGAAAUAUCAACUUUUCUUCUUUCCGCCUUUGCCAUCCCACCCACAUGUCUCUUCUGGAGGCUUUCUCUCUUGCGUUUCUCGACUGCUGAGGCAACCGAAUGGCAAAAGACACUCGCCGGAGAAACUCCUCAAAGUGAAAGAGUAUGUCAUACAAUGUGCAAGACUGCGUUGAGCUGAAGGAGGACGCAGCGGCCACUGAACACCGAUGCCUUGGCGAGACGCAGACAGGAAAGACUGAACAGGGUGUCUCUCUUCGUAGAACCUAGGACAAAUAUCACUUCCAGGUGCAUGAAGCACCAGCGUUUGAAGUCCAGGAGAGAAAGAGAAGAGAAAGAGAAAGGAAACCACCGACGAUGAGGACAGCGGCGCUCGCUGACGCAUGCAUGCGCAGAAGAGAAGGAGAAAAAACCAGAAGCUCAUGAAAAGUGCAGAGAGGAGAGAAUUGACCGGAGAAGACACACAGGAUCACAGUCCUCUCAAGCUAGACAGGAAAGAAAAAGAGACGGAUUUAUACAUCUUGUUAUGCAGAGAGACGCAUUGCUGAAGUUGCGUAUGGAAGAGGAAUGAUUGUAAGCGACGACCCGAGUGAAGAAGACGCAGGUGAAUGUGGCUGC